This is a messenger RNA of Antechinus flavipes (yellow-footed antechinus), 2245 nucleotides long. RefSeq names its product OTU domain-containing protein 5-like. The record is from RefSeq and is a predicted model, not a curated record. The transcript is spliced from 9 exons. Gene Ontology annotation, molecular function: K63-linked deubiquitinase activity; cysteine-type deubiquitinase activity. Lineage: Eukaryota; Metazoa; Chordata; Mammalia; Dasyuromorphia; Dasyuridae. The coding region runs from base 77 to 1657 and encodes 526 amino acids. Gene Ontology annotation, biological process: protein deubiquitination.
UCCAAUCUCUUCCUGUUUUUUUCUUUUACUUCAAGAUAUUCUUUAUUUUGAGUUUUGACGUUCGGUUACUACAGUUAUGACCAUUUUGCCGAAGAAGCCGCCUCCACCAUCAACAGAUGGAGAAAGCAGCCCAGAUGGGGAACAAGUAGGAUGUAACCCUAACCAAGUUGGUUCUGACCGAGGAGAAGGGCCUGGCCCUGGUCCUUCAGGUGUUAGACCUCGAUCCUCACCGCCACCGGCACUUCCGCGGUGGGCUCCCGGUGUAAGCGGUCGAGGUGGGGUAGCUAUGGGUUCACGGUCACAAGUUUCGCCACCUCCCGGACCAGGACCACCCCAAUCCGGUAGCUCCAGUGGCAAUAUUACUACAGGGGAUGGACUGGGCCUGGGCGCAGCGGGAGGCCCUGUUAGUUGCUGUUCCGGUCCAGGCCUUAGUAAGAGGCGACGUCAACAGACUUGCAGUAAUCCGAGUGCUAACUCUGAUCUAGAUGAAUGUGGUGCAGGGUACAACAGUGAGGAUGAAUACGAUGCCGCAGCUUCACGUAUUGAAGCCAUGGACCCCGCUACUGUGGAACAGCAGGAACACUGGUUUGAGAAGGCCCUAAAAGAUAAGAAAGGAUUCAUAAUCAAGCAGAUGAAGGAGGAUGGAGCUUGCUUAUUCAGAGCUGUUGCAGACCAAGUAUAUGGUGACCAGGAUAUGCAUGAAGUUGUUCGGAAACAUUGUAUGGAUUAUUUGAUGAAGAAUGCAGACUAUUUCUCUAACUAUGUCACUGAAGAUUUCACCACCUACAUUAAUCGGAAACGAAAGAAUAAUUGUCAUGGAAACCACAUUGAGAUGCAGGCCAUGGCUGAGAUGUACAACAGGCCUGUGGAAGUAUAUCAGUAUAGCACAGAACCCAUUAAUACAUUCCAUAGUAUCCAGCAAAAUGAGGAUGAGCCUAUCCGGGUCAGCUAUCACCGCAAUAUCCACUAUAACUCUGUGGUGAAUCCUAACAAAGCUACCAUUGGUGUGGGUCUGGGGCUUCCCUCCUUCAAACCAGGGUUUGCAGAGCAAUCUCUGAUGAAAAGUGCUAUAAAAACAUCAGAGGAGUCAUGGAUUGAGCAGCAAAUGCUUGAAGAUAAGAAACGAGCCAGUGACUGGGAGGCUACCAAUGAGGCAAUUGAGGAACAAGUGGCUCGAGAAUCAUACUUGCAGUGGCUUCGGGACCAAGAAAAGCAGACUCGGCAGAUUAAGGGUCAAACACAAUCCCGGAAAGCUAGUGCCACAUGCACCUCUGCCACAGCAGCUACAUCCAGCAAUCUAGAAGAGUGGGGUGUUCGGUCUCCAAGACAGCGAAACUCUGAUCAGCCAGAGCUGAUCUACAAGCCUUCCUCACCAAACCAUGCUCUUAGUUUCACCAAACCUCCUUCUCCUAGUACUCCAGGACCAAGCAGUCAGUCAGCAACAGGGGGUGACUGUGCUACCUCUCCCCUGGUAACUCUCUACCCUGCUUUGGAAUGUCGGGCUCUUAUUCAACAGAUGUCCCCCACUGCAUUUGGUUUGAAUGACUGGGAUGAUGAUGGGAUCUUGGCUUCAGUUCUUGCUGUCUCCCAACAGGAAUACCUGGACAGUAUGAAGAAAAGCAUAAUGCACAGAGAUCCAUCCUCAGACAAGAGCUGAUGACAAGGGACUGGAAAUCUAUUCUUUUCCUUCCAUUCUAUCCCCUAUUCCCAAUAUUCCCUAAGAGUUAUAUACAUACCCAAAAUCAGCCCAGUCAACAUGUUCACUUAACUCUCCUUCUCACAGUCUUCGAAUCCCUGAUCUGCUAAAAUCUAAUAAGUACUUAAGACAUAUACACUUGGGAAAGAAAGUCAGACUUGCACCUCCUUUAUCUGUAGUGUCCAUAAAGCAUUCCAGAGUUUUGGAAAAAGGCAUUAAAUAUUAUCUUUGUUGAUGCCUAUUGGAUUGUACCAGAAGAUAUCAGAGGCUUAGCCUUCUCCAAACCCAAUUUUUCCCACUUCUGCAGAUUCCCCCCUCCCUCUAUAUUAAAACACAAUUUUAUUUUUUAAAAAACAGACACUAGCUGAAUACAUAGUUGCAAAAGGCUGGAGAAGAGGGGCAAAGCAAAGAUUCUAAAUUGCUUAACUACCCAUCUUUCAUUCCUUGUCUUACUUUCUCACAGUCUCUUUGUCAAAUUGAAGGUGAGAUAAUGGCUGGGAGUUCUUUUUCUUGUGGGGCUUUUGGACAAUAAAACACCAGAGCCCAAGA